UCAUGACGUUUUGAUGACGCAAUACGUAUUACACGUGCCUGAACGCGGAAGUGAGCGGCGGCGGCAGAAACAAGCGAGGCGACUUGUUUGGGCUUGUUGGCCGGUUAAAAGAGAAAGCCUUCAUUAUUCUAAAACAAAACCAACAACAGGACUGACUGACAAAGUCGUGGAACAAAAAGACAGUGUGACAUUACCAAAGACAGGAACAGAAAGCAAACAGACAUCAUGACAGUAAGACAUGCAAUGAUCCGACGGUGAGCGAGGGGCAGACAGGACUUAAAUACAAAACUCGUUACAUCGAUUGAGACGACACAGGAAGAGAGGGGCGACGCCAACAGAAACUAUGGCAACCUAGACACAUAGCAAAACUGGGGACGAGACAUGACAAAUCUCCCUCCAAAUAAAACAUCACCUUUCUUCUUGUUUGUUGUCAAUGGCGCAUCGCAUUCAGCCAUCCUGCCCAACACACUUACUCGGUAAAAUUCAUAAUUGACGACACAUCGUUUGAUGCCAUGGUGCAAUCCUUGAUGGUGUGUUAUUGUCAAAUAUUGUUUGUUUUUUAAUCUCCAUCACGGACCGGACGUCAUACGGAGGCCGCCAUUACAAAUGCGCAGAACGGAUGCGCAAGACACGUCAGCUAUAUAAAGAGCGAGACUUCAGUUCUCUACCUAAAUCCGUAUUACAGGAGAACGCCGUCAACGGCGACCACCUGUGGAUGGAGACCAGCUGCUCGGGCGAACUCUGCUACCUCGGGGAGGACGCCUGCCUGCUCAAGGCUGCGAAGUCUGCGCCCAGGAAGAAGUGCGCCGCCUGCAAGAUCGUCGUCCACACCAGCUGCACUGAGCAGCUGGAGAAGAUCCACUUCAGGUGCAAGCCGACUUUCAGGGAAGGAGGCUCGCGGUGCCCGCGAGAUGUAAGUCUCCCGACGGGAGGUCCGAGCGGGGCCAGGUGUAAGGCGGCGCUGUCGUCUGCUCUCUGCCGGCAGAACGUGCUGAGGCACCACUGGGUGCACCGCCGGCGCCAGGACGGCAAGUGCAAGCAGUGCGGGAAGGUCGGUGGCAGCUACGCAGGCAGGCCGGCAAAAUGGCCGCCCGCCCGCCUGCCCCAUCAAACGGUCUCUGCGAGCGACAUCCCUUUCCGUCCUCGUCUUUUGUUUGUCCUUUCCUUCCGCAGAGCUUUCAGCAGAAGUUCUUUCACAGUUAAGAAAUCAUCGCCAUCAGCUGUUCGUGGUGCGAGCAGGCUGUGAGUUGGGCUCAAAUUGGAAUUCUCGCGUGCGAGCGGGCUUGCCCACCAUCUGAGCGAAAUGCCGUCAGACUAGAAACAAAACACCCAUCCAUGAGUCAUCCAUCACCUUAUCGUGGUGGAGGGGUUUACGUGCUCCUAUUAUCCUAAGAGCCAUGUUGUCUGGGGCUUCAUGCACCUGGUAGGGUCACCCAUGGCAAACGGGUCCUAGGUGAGGGGCCAGACAAAGCACGGCUCACACGAGCCCCUUAUUACAAACAAAAGAAACAAACAAAAUAAAUGGAUCCCGUUUUCCCUCGCCCGGACGCAGGUCGCAGGGGCCACCCUCUGGAGCCAGGCCUGGAGGCGGGGCUCGAAGGCGAGCGUCUGGUGGCCGGGCCUUCGCCCAUGGGGCCCGGCCGGGCACACCCCGAAAAGGAAACGUGGGUCCCCCUUCCCAUGGGCUCACCACCUGUGGGAGGGGCCAAAGGGGUCAGGUGCAGUGCGAGCUGGGCGGCGGCCAAAGGCAGACCUUGGCGGUCUGAUCCCCGGCUGCAGAAGCUGGCUCUUGGGACAUGGAAUGUCACCUCUCUGGCUGGAAAGGAGCCCGAGCUGGUGUGCGAGGCAGAAAAGUUCCGACUAGAUAUAGUCGGGCUUGCCUCCACGCACAGUUUGGGUUCCGGUACAAGCCCUCUCAAGAGGGGCUUGACUCUCUUCCACUCUGGAGUUGCCCACGGUGAGAGGCGUCGAGCAGGUGUAAGUAUACUUAUUGCCCCCCGGCUGGGCGCCUGCACAUUGGGGUUCACCCCGGUGAACGAGAGGGUAGCCUCCCUCCGCCUUCGGGUGGGGGGACGUGUAACCCAGGUUAACAUAGCCUUGUAAAAUAAGAGCCUAUUAAUAAAAACAGUCAAAAGAAAGUACAUUGUAAAUAUCUUCUAAACAGAUUAAAAGCGUGUAAAAUAUUAAAACAAUACAAAUUCAUUAUUUUAUUAUUGUUUUAUAUUUGAUAAAAUGACAAAAGUGUGAACAUUCACUUUUAUUUUGAAGGAGACAUGAUGACCUAAGAAAAAAGACCCAUGUGACCAAAAAUGCAAACUCUACUUUUUUUCUUUCCCGCCGUCUUUUUUUUUGGGAGAUGACGACGAAGGUGAUACGGGAGUAAGUCCGUUCAACUAAAGAGAGAGAGAGAACGUGACACAGGAUUAUAUAAAGUUUUUGUAUUUGAUGGACUUAUUUUUCUGUUUCCAAACUUUUUCCACCUUGGUGAUGCACUAAGUGCGGAACGGGACUUGAUUCACGAGAGUUGGUUCAGAAACCUCUGAACUAAUAACGAAGCUGAUUUCUUGUGCGAGUCGCAAGAUGGCGAGCCACCAAAGAGGCCUUUGAAUUGUCUCUCACGCAGGAGCGGAGAGCACUUGCUGGACGUGGUUCAUCGAACCUGGUAGGAUCUAUCCCUAAUUUUUUUUCCCACUGCUACACCGAGGUGGAUUCGGAAAGGAUCGAUUGACUAUUCAGGAACAAAGCAGGAGAAACCAACUGAAGGGAUAUAGAGACAUUUGGAUAUCGAAAGUCGUUCAGUCUUUUGCUGAAUUGUUUUGAGUUUUGUACAUUUUGUCACUUUUAUUUUUGUGAACUAUUUAUAUAUAUAUGAUGAUGCUGUAAUGGUGUUAUUGAAAUAUUGAUUGGUUUGAACAAAAUCAGUGAAAUGGAGGGAAUUUAAAAGUGGCUUUACUGAACUCAAAUUAGAUUUACUAUUGUUUUCCAAUUACUUACCUGUACUGAAUAUUAUUCAAACAACACACGGGUUGUUUUAUUAAUUCUAAGGUUCAAUCUCUAAACGGAUUGAACCUUAGAAUGAAUCAAACAACCCGGGUUGAAAUUGAAAUUCUUUAAACUGAAAAGUUUAACUGAAAGGGAACUUAUUUUCUUCAACUAACGUUGAGUUUAAAUGUAAAUUGUAUGUCUGUAUGUCUAUUGUUUGUACAUUGUAUGUCAACUAUUUUCUCGACUAAAAUAAGACGGCAGUUCAGUUCAAA
Messenger RNA from Syngnathus typhle (broad-nosed pipefish), 3257 nucleotides. RefSeq names its product diacylglycerol kinase iota-like. The transcript has 5 exons. Lineage: Eukaryota; Metazoa; Chordata; Actinopteri; Syngnathiformes; Syngnathidae. The coding region runs from base 620 to 1246 and encodes 208 amino acids. The record is from RefSeq and is a predicted model, not a curated record.